Messenger RNA from Cheilinus undulatus (humphead wrasse), 2627 nucleotides. It is a transcript of the gene traf6, whose product is annotated as TNF receptor-associated factor 6. Gene Ontology annotation, molecular function: ubiquitin protein ligase activity; zinc ion binding; tumor necrosis factor receptor binding. Lineage: Eukaryota; Metazoa; Chordata; Actinopteri; Labriformes; Labridae. Gene Ontology annotation, biological process: regulation of apoptotic process; positive regulation of JNK cascade; protein K63-linked ubiquitination. Bases 147 to 1847 code for a protein of 566 amino acids. Gene Ontology annotation, cellular component: plasma membrane signaling receptor complex. The record is from RefSeq and is a predicted model, not a curated record. The transcript has 8 exons.
UCUGUAGAAACGAAAAGUUCGAGACGUUUUGAAAGCGAAGGUAAAUGUAAUACAGCAAUAUUAUCUGCUGCCACAGAUAUAUUCGGUACUUUCUAUCGUAGCUGGCGACGAGGACGUAUUUUCUCCGCCUGCCGUUAACCGUUAAGAUGGCCUGCUUUGACAGCAGCAAAGGGAGUUUGGAGGAGGACAGCUAUGACGGAGCUGUUGGCGGAGAGCUGUCCAGCUGUCAGUUAGCGAUGAUUGAAAAAGAACGGGAGUCCCUUCUCAGCCCUUCAGAGGGUCCUGGCACCUUCAUGAGCAACUCCACAAGUCUUCCAGCUGCUGCCCCCCUCCAGGGCUAUGAUGUGGAGUUUGAUCCACCCCUGGAGAGCAAAUAUGAGUGCCCUAUCUGCCUCAUGGCUUUGAGGAAUGCCAUUCAAACACCCUGUGGUCAUCGCUUCUGCAAGAACUGCAUUGAGAAGUCCAUUCGAGAUACGGGACAGAGGUGCCCUGUCGACAAUGAGAUGUUGUCAGAGGACCAGCUAUUUCCUGAUAACUUUGCCAAACGGGAGAUCUUAUCUCUGACUGUUCGCUGUCCAAACUCUGGGUGUGCUGAUAAAAUGGAGCUAAGACAUUUAGAGAAUCAUUUGGCGCAGUGUCAGUUUGCCACUGAGCCGUGCCCACAGUGCCAGCAGUCUGUGAGAAAGAGCCACCUAGAGGAGCACACAACCACUGACUGUCCCAGGAGACCUGUGUCGUGUCCUGAUUGUGUUGCAAGCUUUGUUUAUGAGGACAGAGAGCUUCAUGAAGAACAGUGCCCCUUUGCCAAUGUAAGGUGUCAGUACUGCGGGAUGGAUCUGAUCAGAGAUCAGAUGGAGUCUCAUUGUGACACGGAUUGUCCCAAAGCACCCAUAGCCUGUAACUUCAGCGCCUUUGGAUGUAAAGAGAGGAUGCAGCGCCACAACCUGGCCCAGCACAUGCAGGAGUUCACACAGAUGCACAUGCGUUACAUGGCUGACUUCCUUCGUGGCCUCACCCUCAAUGGUACGUCACCUAAAGCCCUGUGGUCGCUAGGACCUUCUAUGUCCACUGAGGAUCAAGGAGCUGCAGCAUCAGUAGCAGCCUGUAGUGGUCCAAGAGGAGCAGUAAGCUGCAGCACCAACAGUGCCCAAAGCCAGCCCAGCGAGGAGAUGCAGAGGAUCAGAGACAUGGAUGGACGGUUGGUGAAGCAGGACCACCAGCUGCGUGAGCUCAUCAUCUUAAAAGACACCCAGGCUGGCCAGCUUGCAGAGCUCAGACGUAGAGUGUCAAUGCUAGAGGAGACAGUAAAGGAGCUGGAAGCCCAACAGUGCCAUGGCAUUUUCAUCUGGCGCCUUAAAGGUUUCUCCGCCCACUUGCGUAACCAAGAGGCUGGCCAGGCGGUGGUGGAGCACAGUCCUGGCUUCUACACUGGCCGACCAGGCUACAAGCUAUGCCUGCGCCUACACCUGCAGACCCCCAACGCCCCACGCUGCUCCAACUUCAUCUCACUCUUUGUCCACACCAUGCAAGGGGCUUAUGACGGGCAGCUGACCUGGCCUUUCCAGGGCACCAUCCGCCUUGCCAUCUUGGACCAGGGCCCUGAGGGUCAGCACCACAUUGAGGUGAUGGAAACCAAGCCAGACCUGCAAGCCUUCCAGAAGCCCACCAUUCAGCGCAACCCCAAAGGAUUUGGCUAUGUAACCUUCAUGCACCUGCAUCAGCUGAGUCAGAAAGCCUUUGUUAAAGAUGACACUCUACUUAUUCGCUGUGAGGUGACACCACGUUUUGACAGUAUGCACCGUGAGGGACCGGCAGUGCAGCCGAGAGGCCCUGAGGCCUCGGUGUGAGGGCCUGAAAUCAAACUCCUAUCCACUGGAAAAUAUUUCAAAACUUCAGUGCAGUAAAUGUAAGUGUUUGAAUAUGUGGUCAAUUUAGAGUGAUGGACAACAGGAGGAAACUGUUCAUGUUACCCUUUUAAAAUGUGUACACCAUGGACAUUCUCUAUUUAUUUUUAUGCAAACUUGGAAUAUGUAAUGUGUUUUUUCUUUUGUUUGUGUAUCUAACAGUAUGUUCCCCUGUCAUUAACAGUGAGAUGAAUGUAAUCACCGUUGUGGUACUGAUUAGCAUUUUAAGUUCUAAUGAUGUGUAUGUAGCCAAUAGCCAAUAUUUGACCAUCAUAACAUAACAUGACAAGUUUAAGAUAUACAUAUGCUGCUUAUAUACUGAAUAUUACUGCAGAUGUUUAUGGUUGUUGGAGACAGAAUUCAAUCUUUAGACAUUGUAAACUGACACACCAGAUAGAUUUUUCCACAUACCCAUGGCAUGGGAUAUAUUUCACACUAGGGGUGUGACAAGACGCUUAUCUCACAAGACUAGACAAGAUUUUACACUUUUUUCUUUAAUUUUGGAGAAAAAUAUAUGAGUGGAAUAUAUGUUCUUCAUACGGCUGAAAGUCCUAUUUGCAAAGCAUUCAGGUCUAUUCAGAAACGUUUAAACUCCUCUUGCACUCAAUAGGCUAUCAAUGCUUACACACAAUUUAUCUAACUCUGACUUAAACUUUACAUUUUAAUGCUCUUCAAAUUAGACCUUUCAUUUUAAUAGUCUACCACAUCCUUAGUUUACUACAC